Molecule: messenger RNA, 1266 nt
Organism: Solanum lycopersicum (tomato)
Lineage: Eukaryota; Viridiplantae; Streptophyta; Magnoliopsida; Solanales; Solanaceae
Source: RefSeq, a predicted model, not a curated record
GAAUAUCCAUAUUCUUCACCAACUAUGAUCUCCACGUCAAUUACAACUAACCAAAAGUCUUAUUUUAUAUCAUAAUUCAGUGCGUAAAGUAUUUCCGUGUUAGUAUAAUUUAGAGAGGAAUAUAUUAGUUAUAGAUUACGCAAAGAUAAUAUAUAGAUUACCUCAUUCAUUUCAAUUUUCCAAAACCAAUAUCUAUUCUAGUUUUCUUUCGAGCAUUUUAUCAAACAGUUUCUCUACAUCUUUGAAGAUUCAUAACUAUGAUCAGCAAUUUUGAAUCUGAUGUUAAAUAUCUACAGAACCCAUCUUUGAUUUCUCAAUUCUUUUCUCUUUCGAAUAUCGAAAACGUUACUGAAGUUUACAGUUUCUGGAAAUGGAGUGCUCUGUUUUUCGCCAUAUUUGUUACUUUUAGUGCUUUAUUUGGAAGAAUUAAGUUUACAUUCAUUUACUUACGUAGAAUUGAGCCAUCUGAUGAGCCUAUUGUUCAGUAUCUUAGCGAAGAUUUCGACUUUUCUGAUGACGACGACGACGAAUGCUCAUCAGUCUGUUCGAAUUCGAAUGAUGAAGAGGUAAUUGCACCCAGAGGUGAUCGAGAUUUUUCUGUGGCGGGUGGGAAAAAGAGUUGUUUAAGACUUAUAAGGCGACGGAGCAGCUAUGGACUGUUUCCGCUAACUGAAUUUGUCGCCGGAGAAAAUGUUGUAAAGCUUUGGGAUUUGAAUGUUGAAGAGAAGAUGAGCGAAUUUCCGACGGUGCCUAUGGUGUUUUGGUCUGAAUGGAGAGAUGAGAGGAACGGCGUUGUUUUAGCUGGUUACGACGCGAGAAUGAGGCGUCAGUCGCCGGCGAUAUUUGCCGAUUGGGGUACAGGAAAAGUGGUGGGUAUCGGCGGCGUGGAGAAAGUGUACGUUAGAGAUGAAGUUGCCGGAGUUGUUAAGGUCGGUGAUAUGAGGAAAGCGAAAACGCCGGUGGAAAUGGUGACGGAGGUCGACGGUGCCAUGUGGUGGAACGCCGGCGCCGUUAUCGUUGACGAUGACUUUAUUAGACAUAAAUUUAUUUACUAAAAGGGAGUUGAUGCUAAUUUAUUUGGCAAUUAAUUUAACGAUGAAAUUUGAUUUUUUUCAAUAUUCUUUUUAUAGCUAACUAAAUUAGCUUAAUAUUAAAAAAUUGUAUAAUAGUUGAUAGAAGAAAAUCCUUCCUUCUAGUCUGUACAUAUAAUAUUUUGUAGAAAAUUAGAUGAAAUUUCAUAUAUAAAUAUUUUAAUACGUCUUUCUA